AUGGCGAUUCAGAAGAAGCAUGGAAAAGGUCGUUUGGAUAAGUGGUAUCGGCUAGCCAAAGAGAAGGGUUACCGUGCCCGUGCUGCUUUCAAGUUGAUCCAAUUGAACCAAAAGUAUGGUUUCCUGGAGAAGAGCAGAGUCUGUAUCGAUCUUUGCGCUGCGCCUGGUUCAUGGUGUCAAGUUGCCGCAGAGUACAUGCCAGCACAGAGUCUGAUUAUCGGUGUCGAUCUCUCUCCAAUCAAACCCAUCCCCCGAGCCAUUACUUUCCAGAGCGAUAUCACAACGGAAAAAUGUCGCGCAACGAUCAAGUCCCACAUCAAGCACUGGAAGGCAGACAUUGUUCUUCACGAUGGCGCUCCCAACGUCGGUGCCGCCUGGGUACAGGAUGCUUUCUCCCAGGCUGAACUGGUUCUGGAGUCCCUGAGACUCGCCACCGAUUUCCUGGCCGAGGGCGGAAGCUUUGUCACCAAGGUCUUCCGUUCCAAGGAUUACAACCCCCUGCUGUGGGUUUUCAAGCAGCUGUUCACUUCCGUCGAGGCCACCAAGCCUCCUUCGUCCCGUAAUGUCUCUGCCGAAAUUUUCGUCGUCUGCCGCGGAUACAAGGCCCCUAAGCGUAUCGACCCCAAGUUCCUCGACCCUAAGCACGUCUUUGCUGAACUUUCUGCCCCUACUCCCAACUACGAGGCGAAGGUUUUCAACCCGGAGAAGAAGAAGCGCAAGCGUGAAGGUUACGAGGAGGGAGACUACACUCAGUUCAAAGAGCUCCCUGUCACCGAGUUCAUCAACACAACAGACCCCAUCUCGAUUCUGGGUGGUUACAACAAGCUCAGUUUCCAGCAACCUCCCGGUGGAGAUCUUGCCAUGUCUACUCUUGAACGUCUAGAGGACACUACAGAGGAGAUCCGGACUUGCUGUGAGGAUCUGAAGGUUCUCGGUAAGAAGGAGUUCCGUAACCUACUCAGAUGGCGAAUCAAGGUUCGCGAGAAGUUCGGUCUCGUUGUCAAGAAGAAGACCCAGGAGGGAGAUGCGGAAGAAGUCGCCGAAGUCGCCCCCAUGGACGAAGAGUUGGCCAUCCAAGAAGAUCUUAUGCGCAUGCGCGAGCAGGAGACUGCCAAGGGCAAGAAGCAAAGACGCAAGGAAAACGAAAAGAAGCGCAAGGAGAUUGUCCGUCUGCAGAUGAACAUGACCACGCCUAUGGAAAUUGGUAUGGAGCAGCCUGGAAUGGGAGGCGAUGACACAACUUUCUCUAUUAAGCGCGUCGACCGUGAGGGUGCCAGAGACAAGGUCUUCAACGCUCGUGACCUUCAACCCGAAAGUGAAAGCGAGGAUGAUGAAGAUGAUGAAGAUGAGGAGAGCGAUGAUGAAGGCGAUCGUCUUGAGCGGGAGCUUGAUACUCUGUAUGAGAAAUACCAAGAGCGCAAGGAAGACAAGGAUUCGAAAUUGCGUGCCAAGAAGAACCGCAAAGAAUACGAAAAGGACGAAUGGGACGGAUUCUCUGACGAGAACAAGGGCAGCGAUGAUGAGCAGGAAGAGGAACAGGAAGACGAGGACGAAGACGAAGAGAUGGCCGACUCAAACACAGAACCUCGUCCCGGAAACCUCUCAAACAACGCCUCCCUGUUCUUUGAUCAAGAUAUCUUCCAAGACCUAGGAGUCGAGGAAGACGACGAGGAGGAGGAAGAAGAGCAGGAAGAGGAGGACGAAGGCGACAAUAUCUUCGAAAUGGACGAUGAUUCGGACGUCGAGAAGGCCCCUGUUUCUAAGCAAAAGAACAAGAAGGAUGCUAAGAAGAACGCCAAGAAGGACUCGGAAUGGGAAGAUGAGUCUGAUCAGGGCGAGCCUGUCGACCUUGGAGAUCCGAAGAACGCCAAGGGCCAGCUGGAUAUCGAUAUUAUUACUGCUGAAGCUAUGGCUCUUGCGCAGUCAAUGGCUACCGGUGAGAAGAAGUCGAACGACAUUAUCGACGAUGGCUUCAACCGAUUCUCCUUCCGUGACGUUGACGGUCUGCCCGAGUGGUUCAUUGACGACGAGGGCCAGCACAGCAAGAUGGUCCGUCCCACCACCAAGGCUGCCGCCGCUGCCAUCAGAGAAAAGAUGCGUGCCAUCAAUGCUCGUCCCAUCAAGAAGGUCAUGGAGGCCAAGGGCCGUAAGAAGUACAAGGCCGCCCAGCGCUUGGAGAAGCUCCGCAAGAAGUCUGCACUGUUGGCAGACGACGAGGCUCUCAGCGAGCGUGACAAGGCCGGUGCUAUUGCCAAGAUCAUGAGCAAGGCUGGCAAGAAGAAGCCCAAGCAGGAAGUCAAGUUGGUUGUGGCCAAGGGUGCCAACCGUGGUAUCUCUGGUCGUCCCAAGGGUGUCAAGGGCAAGUACAAGAUUGUGGAUGCCCGUAUGAAGAAGGAUAUUCGUGCAGAGAAGAGAUUGGCAAAGAAGAAGAAAUAG
Molecule: messenger RNA, 2436 nt
Organism: Penicillium antarcticum
Lineage: Eukaryota; Fungi; Ascomycota; Eurotiomycetes; Eurotiales; Aspergillaceae
Gene: spb1
Product: rRNA methyltransferase spb1
Exons: 4
Coding region: 1-2436 (811 amino acids)
Biological process (GO): maturation of 5.8S rRNA from tricistronic rRNA transcript (SSU-rRNA, 5.8S rRNA, LSU-rRNA); rRNA methylation; maturation of LSU-rRNA from tricistronic rRNA transcript (SSU-rRNA, 5.8S rRNA, LSU-rRNA)
Cellular component (GO): nucleus; preribosome, large subunit precursor; nucleolus
Molecular function (GO): rRNA (uridine-2'-O-ribose)-methyltransferase activity; rRNA (guanine) methyltransferase activity
Source: RefSeq, a predicted model, not a curated record